Molecule: messenger RNA, 4064 nt
Organism: Osmia bicornis bicornis
Lineage: Eukaryota; Metazoa; Arthropoda; Insecta; Hymenoptera; Megachilidae
Product: probable ATP-dependent RNA helicase ddx20
Exons: 7
Coding region: 223-3765 (1180 amino acids)
Biological process (GO): spliceosomal snRNP assembly
Cellular component (GO): SMN complex
Molecular function (GO): RNA binding; RNA helicase activity; ATP binding
Source: RefSeq, a predicted model, not a curated record
UAAGGGUAGUUUAUAUGAAAAAUGGCAUAAAUCAUAAUCUUGUAUAUAAGACAAAAUAAACACCGGUUAGGUGAUAACUGUUUAAGCUUGUAUAGAUAAUAGCAGAAGUCAGUAUACAGAAUAAUUUUAGUUUAUUGAUAGUAUAUUUAUUUAUUCUCAGAUUUUAACUGUAUAAUAUUUUGCAUAUUUUGUUACAGACACAGUAUCUUUUUUUUAGAAAGAAUGGCCCGUAUUAUUGCACAUGAUAUAAGUAAAAAGCCACGCACAAAGGAUAUUAAAAUACAAGAAGAUGUCACAUUUUUUCAAAUGGGUUUUUCUCAGAAACUAUUAGAUGGAUUAGCUAAUUGUGGCUUUCUAAAGCCUUCACCAAUCCAGUUAAAAGCUAUUCCAUUAGGACUGUGUGGUUUUGAUUUAAUAAUGCGUGCUAAGUCUGGAACAGGAAAAACUUUAGUAUUUUCCAUCAUAGCACUUGAAAUGCUUGAUGUGGAAGUAUUAUCUGUACAAGCAUUAAUAUUAGCACCUACUAGAGAAAUUGCUGUACAAAUUUCAGAAGUUUUUUCAUCUGUAGGUUCUGAAAUAAAAGGUUUAAAAGUUCAAGUAUUUAUAGGAGGAAUACCUAUAGAUAAUGAUAAAAAGAAGUUAAAUAAUUGUCAUGUAGCUGUUGGUGCUCCAGGUAGAAUCAGACAUUUAAUUGAUAAAGGGCUUUUAAAUGUUGAAAAUGUUAGGUUGUUUGUUCUUGAUGAAGCAGACAAAUUAAUGGAAACCAGUUUUCAAAAAGAUAUUAAUUAUAUUUUUUCAAAAUUGCCAUUAAAUAAACAAGUUAUAGCAUCCAGUGCUACUUAUUUUGGAGAUUUGGAAACCUUUUUACAAACGUAUAUGUGUUCUCCAAUUGUAACAUCCCCAGAUAAUGAUGAACCAAUCCUUGCUGGACUCAAACAGUUCGUAACAGUUGUUCCUUUUCAUCCAAAUGCUAUGAGACAGGUCCAAAUAAAAGUAGAUGAACUUGUAAAAAUAUUUAACACUGUUCCAUUUAAACAAAGCUUAGUUUUUUCAAAUUAUCAGUCAAGGGCUCAAUCAGUAUGUAACAAAAUUAAUUCAAUGGGUUUUAGUGCAACUUAUAUAGCUGGAAAUCAAGAUAUGACAAAAAGACUUGAUGCGAUUAAUAAAUUAAAAACUUUUAAAUGUAGAAUAAUGAUAACAACUGAUUUAACUGCAAGAGGUAUAGAUGCAGAUAAUGUGAAUUUAGUAGUAAAUCUUGAUGUACCCACAGAUGGUCCAACAUAUUUACAUAGAAUAGGAAGAGCUGGACGUUAUGGAUCUUAUGGUAUUUCUAUAACAAUAGUUGGCGAAAAUGAAGUUGAAACAUUUAGAGAAUUGUUAAAUUCUGUUGGUGGACCAAAUUUUUAUGUACUAAAACUUCCUGUAUCCUAUCCAAAUGACAUAUGGAGUACUUCCGAUACAUUGUUUGAAAAGCUGCAUGCAAGAUCUGAUGUUAACGAAAAUCAGUUUGAAAUUAAAUUUGAGGUUAACAGUACAAAUGAUUUACCUCCGGGUGCUGUUUACAGAGAAUUACAAAAUAACAUACAUGUAGAAGAUAGUGCAAGUACCGUUGAUAUAAAUAAGGAAAAUACAGAUAAUACGGACAGUACAGACAAAAAUGUUAAUAAUAUUCAGAAAAAUGCCUUUAAUUUAAAAGCUUCAUCUAAAUCUGGUAGAAUAAAAGUCAGCUCCUUAUUUGCACAAAACGUUAAUAAACUUAACGAAUCUGAAGAAAUUAAAGUCAAUAAGGAAGAUACCACAACUACAAAGUCAUACAGUUCAUCUAAACCUAAAGUUAUACACAAUUUUAAAUUAAACUUUGAAUCAAAUAAUUUAUCUACAUGGGAAAAAGGUAAUAAAGAUACAUUAUUUAAAGUUGAUUUGACUGAUGUCCAAGAAGAUAAUUUAUGCAGUUCUGAUAUUGACAUUAUUACCGAACAUUUGGAGUACAACCGUUACGAUAAAAUUUUAAAAGAAAGUUCUUCACGUGAAAAUGAUACAAAGCUUCCUUCACAUUUUGAAAAUAUGAUUUCUAAAAAUGACAUAGAAAAACCAAUAACUUCAGCAUGGGAAGAUAAUAAUGUUACAGUUUCAAACGAGAUACAAUAUUCUACAGAUGUUUACUGUUUAAAGGAAUUGAAACAUUAUGUCUCAGAACAAAUGGAACGUUUUAGCAAAUCUGAAAAUGGGUUACCUUCAAAUGAUGAAGAGACAUUAAUAAACGAAGCACUUGGAUGGAAACAAAAACUUGAAUUUGAAAUUAAAUUAUUAGAUACUACAAUGGAACUCAUGAAAGAAUCCGUUCAAAAAUUAGUGUAUCAAGAACAUAUUGAUAUGCUCAGAAUAUUUUACAAAAUACAGAAGCAUGCUAUUUUAUGUGUUUAUCCCGAAAUACGAAGCGAUGAUGAAAUAGAUGAUACUUAUUUGUAUUUUGGAAGUCCUUCAGGUGAAAAUUUAUUAACAAUGUUUAAAGAAAUAGAGGAUUUUAAAAGUUCUUAUCGAAUUCCUGAACAAAAAUUGAAUGCAUAUUUUCCAUAUCCGGUUGAAAAAGAUUCAUAUAUGCCAAAUCUUAUGAUAUUAAAAACAGAUUUAGAUAAUUAUCGUAAUUCGUUGCAAUAUUUGAACUCAGAUCCGUACCCUAGAGAGAAGUUAUUGCAAAUACUAAAUUAUGUAGCGUUUAUUAGUGAAAUUAAAAAACAUAACUUGAUAAAAAAGUUAAAAGCUCCGAGUUUAUCAUUUAAUGCAUUGCUAGCAACAAUCAAAGUUGAGUUAGGCAAGGAAUCAAUUGAAAAAGAAGGUCAAUUUACGGAUGAGAAUACAAGAGAUAUCGUGCAAGAUGAGUUACAUGCACAAAGUCACACUAACAUUCAAAAUGUAAAAAGCAUGAACGAGAAGAACAUAACUACAAAUGCAGAUGAGCAAAAUGAAAUAAGUGAAGAAUAUGAUUCUAAUAAUUCAUUAACAAAUUCAGUACAGAAUGAUUAUAGUAAAAUACAAGAAUUAGCAUGUCACAGGCUGCAAAACAACACAUGUACUACUUCAAGUGAGAGUGAUGGUUUUCAGGAACAUAAAAUGAAUAGAAAGGUAUAUUCAAAAAGUAAAUUUCAUAGAUGCAAAAAGAAUGAAACACAAGUGAAUCCUGUUAAAGAAACAGAAAAAUCUUCAUACAAAAUUUCAACAAAUAAUAAUCUUGAUGAUGUUGAUAGAUUAUGCGAUAAUACUGAUUCAUAUGAAAAAAAAUCAAACGCAGAGUUAAAUUCAUAUGCAGGUAAUAGACAAAGUAGCAAGCAUAAACAUAAAUCGGAAUCUUGUACACAUGGUACAUUGAACAGCUAUAAAUCUGUUUCUGCGCGUUCAACAAGAAAGGUGAAAUCCCACAAGCAUUUGGAUGAUGAACAUUUAAAGGAUUUAACUAAUGUAUAUAAUACUGAUUAUGCACAGCAAUCCAAACAAGGUGAACCUCUAAAUCCACAAUAUCAUAUUCCUUUAUAUAAUUACAUAUAUAAUAUUCCUUCUUCUUCUCAAAUAAAAAACUAUACAUACUUUCCUAGUAACUUUUAUCCAGAAAAUAAAACUAACUUCUAUUAUCCCUUAGAUAAAAAUGUUAAUAAAUGUGAUACAAAUAUUGAUCAGUUUUUAUCAUCCUUAAGAGCUGAGACUGAUCUGUUACAUUUAGAACUUUAUACGUCGGAAAUGCUCUCUAAUUGGACAAAAGAUUAUAAUUAAAGCUGAUAGUAUAAGGUAAAUUUAAGUUAUAAUUUUAAAUUAAUAAUGUUGAAUAGUUCCUAUGGUGAAAUUUAAUUAAACUUUUUACAAUAUGUAUAAUAUUCAAUUUGUGACUGUCAAUUAAUUUUUGAUUAACGAUUCGUCGUAAUUAAAGAUUAGCAGUGUACAUUUGUAAUGAUAUAAAUAGUGCUAGAAUGUUUUAAUAUUAUAAAUGUGUAUAGGUUUGCGUUUUGUAAUAAAAAUUUGUAUAAAACCUGUUAUAUUGGGUCUUUUCCAUAAAAAAGUUAGUUUUUGUAGUA